Molecule: messenger RNA, 1891 nt
Organism: Aspergillus wentii DTO 134E9
Lineage: Eukaryota; Fungi; Ascomycota; Eurotiomycetes; Eurotiales; Aspergillaceae
Exons: 5
Coding region: 71-1483 (470 amino acids)
Biological process (GO): regulation of DNA-templated transcription
Molecular function (GO): DNA-binding transcription factor activity, RNA polymerase II-specific; zinc ion binding
Source: RefSeq, a predicted model, not a curated record
UUCUAACUUCGCAUCCGCAUCACAGCUUUAUUCCGAGAAUGGCUCCGCAGUGGUAGCUUUGCCAAUAACGAUGCAAUUAGGGCCAGGAAAAAGUACGGCUAAAAGGUCCUGUCUGCGGUGCAGAAGCCAAAAGCGAAGAUGCGACAGAGCGUUCCCCAAAUGCUCGCUUUGCAUGCGUCUUCAGCAGGAUUGCAAGUAUGUCGGAUCAACGCCACCUGGGUCUACGAGGGACUUGUCAGAACCCAAGCCUGGACUUGCAGCCGGUCUGGCACCCCAGGAUGUAAAGGCAGACAUCGAAAAUAAUCUAUCUGGUUUCAGUCCAGCAGAAAUUGCCGCCAACUACCUCUCACAAUUACAUCCAUGGUUUCCAAUAAUUUCAGAAUCGAAGAUAUCCAAUGGUAUUUCAACCACAUGGAAAGACGCUACGGUGGAACGCACCCUUUUGUAUUUCACUAUGCUUCUUUUGAUUUCCGAGCCCGAAGGUGAACAAGAUAACGAGAUCCUUUCUCCAAAGUUACAGUUGGCCUACCUCUUUUGUAAACGCUGGACUGUGUUAUUGGAAGCGGCCGGGUCGAACUCUUUAGACCUGAUACGCUCGAGACUUGUUCUUACCUUGUUCGAAGUUGGGCAUGGCUUAUAUCCAGCCGCUCACAUCUCAUUCGGUGCUGUUCUUGGGGCUGUGGAAGCAUUCAAUGAUCACAGUGAGUACAACGCCUCUAUAACGAGUUCUUCCGAUGAAGGAAUAGAGGAAGAAUAUGUGGUCACUAGCGCACUCGCGAUCAUCGAUAGAUUCAUGACAGCUGAGAAAAAGCAAGGGCCUUCGCUCACAAGAGGAAAAGCGCUGUUCUGCCGACUUUCUCCAGUCUACCCACAUUCUACCAUCGCUCGAUCUAGUUCGAAUCAAGCAUUCUCACGACCAUUCGAAGCAUCAUCCUUGAUGGAGAAAGUUCAAAUCGCUCUGAAUGAGCCGACUAGGCGGCAGUCAUUUAAUAUAGAGGAAAUGGCGGUCAUUGUGCAAACAUUAAAAUCAUUCGAGGCAGUUCUGUUACAAGAGAUACCAGAAAAGGGAGCACUCUACUCUGGUGCCCUUGUCCUUUGUGAAAUAGGGCUCGUUCAUGCAUACGAUGCCGGUACAAAAGUAGAUCCCAGCGACGUUGAUACGACUCAUUGCCGAGCAGGAGCACGGAAUGCCCUAGAUCGUUUACUCGAGGCCAAAUUGACAAUGGCUCAACCGUAUCUAGAGGGGGACGAAGAUAUUGAUUUCAAGAUUCUUCCACCAUUCUUGACAUAUCUGGUAUACAAAUGUGCAGCCACGGUGACCGAAAGGCUUCGCGUUGGCGAUGAGUCUCUAUUUAAUUUUAAGGUUUUGAAAUGUCUCAGAGAUUUUCUGGCACUAUUAAGUCAAAGAUGGCUUGCAGGCAGACGAUACUUGAGGCUGCUUGAUGAAGAUACCACCCCUCGCAUGAUGAAAUCGAUACAAUGAGUACAGGCAAAAAUUAGGAUUCAAUUUCACUUGCUGUACUUCUAGGGGGCUAAUCAUGACGUGGACUGUUGAUGCCAUACUAGACAGGAAACCAAGUUACAAGUAAAUUUUUAUUCUUAUUCUUAUUUUAUUUUAUUAUUUUUUUUUAUAUAUAUAUAAUUUACUUGCUGGAUAAGGAUUGAUCAUCUCGAGCUGGUCCUGACUGCCGGGUUAGCCCAUAUGGAUGGGUCGCUUGAGCUCUGAUAUUAUAGAGCACAAGUAACAAAGCAUGGAUGAUUGAUAUGGAGCAUGAUUGAGGGCAGCAAAAAUGAGAGAUUUCCUUGCCCCUUUCGCCACUCGAAUUUGCAACGGCAUAGUCAGUGGGUUCGAUAUAUUCAAUCACUAUCGAUGAAAGCAAUGAAUCCCGUC